Molecule: messenger RNA, 944 nt
Organism: Sorghum bicolor (sorghum)
Lineage: Eukaryota; Viridiplantae; Streptophyta; Magnoliopsida; Poales; Poaceae
Exons: 4
Coding region: 235-729 (164 amino acids)
Source: RefSeq, a predicted model, not a curated record
ACCUGCGCCUACCCCCCUCGUCCUCGAGAUAUUUUGCAAUGCCUUCACAAAUAUCUCGUUGGCCCACGGGGCACACGGCGCCAUCAGCAAUCGCGGCGUCCCCUCUCGCGCGCGCGGCGCGCCAUUAUAGCACGGCGCACGGCACGCCUUCGGUCUCCCACUCACUGCCCAGAGGACGUUCUAGCUAGAGACGUACGUGACAGCGAGGAGGAAGGAAGAAAGGCAGGGAUCGACAUGUCGAGGCCCAACAGGAGCGACGCGCACCUCUCCGCCGAGGACGAGGCGACGCUGGAGGCCGAGGUGCGGGGGUACUACGACGACGCGGCGCCCAAGCGCCACACCAAGCCCUCCCGCAGCGAGCACUCCGCCGUGUACGCCGACGCGCUCGUCCCGGACGCCGGCGGCAACACCCCUCCGGAGCUCGACAAGUUCCAGGAGCUCGAAGCCCACACCGAGAGGUUGGUGUACGACGGCGGCAAUGUCGGAGAGGAGUUCGUGGAGACGGAGUACUACAAGGACCUCGGCGGCGUCGGCAAGCAGCACCACACGACCGGAACGGGCUUCAUCAAGAUUGACAAAGCUAAGGGCGCCUCGUUCAAAUUGUCUGAAGACCCCAGUGCAGAGGAGCGCCAUGCUUCUUGCAAGGGAAACCCUGCUACCAAUGAGUGGAUCCCGUCAGCUGACACGGUGUACCCGGCGUCAGACAAGCCGAGCAGAAGCGACAGCUGAGCAAUUCAGGCGAGUGCUUUCCACCAUCAGAAUAAGGAACCACACUGGUUGUCCACGGAUCAAGAAUGCCCGUAUCUUUACUAUUCUGUGUCGAAAUUCUUGUAAUCUUUACUUGGAAAAAAAAACGAGCUAUGCACUAGAUUUCUUGUUCUGGCUGUAAAUGGCAAGGAAUAAAGUUGUAAUCGUGGUUCAGCAGUCAAUCAAUUUCUGUGUUA